Messenger RNA from Mizuhopecten yessoensis (Yesso scallop), 4413 nucleotides. RefSeq names its product prostaglandin E2 receptor EP4 subtype-like. Gene Ontology annotation, molecular function: prostaglandin E receptor activity. Gene Ontology annotation, cellular component: plasma membrane. Gene Ontology annotation, biological process: adenylate cyclase-activating G protein-coupled receptor signaling pathway; positive regulation of cytosolic calcium ion concentration; inflammatory response. The transcript is spliced from 3 exons. Bases 549 to 1937 code for a protein of 462 amino acids. NCBI's taxonomy places the organism in Eukaryota, Metazoa, Mollusca, Bivalvia, Pectinida, Pectinidae. The record is from RefSeq and is a predicted model, not a curated record.
ACAAACAUAACACAUAGGGUUCGGGAGAUGAAAAUUGAUGAUGACCAUAGGGAAGUUUAAUGUUUCUCACUAUCGUGCUUGCAUUGGGACACAUUCCAUUUCCAGGGAGCUGUUCGUUUAUGUGGAACAAACGGUUUGUCGAAAAACGCAAAUGUUUAAGCAAGCUUUGUAAGGCUUUGUCAAGGCUCGCCUGAAAGCAGCAUCAUAUUUCUAGGUCCGACCUUAUUUCAUAAACGAACAACUCUGAUCCAACCGGUUCAGCCGUUUGGACCGCGAUAAACGAAAACGGCCCUGGUGUGAUAUGAAUAGCCAGUUGUUUUUAUUAAACCUUGUAAUCUUUUUGUCACUACCUUGGUUUCCUCUUUGAGAACGUGACAUCACAUUGAUUUGACCUAGACUUACAACACAGAUGUCGUCGAUGCAGCAGAUUGUGUGUUCUUUCUGGAACACCUGGUCUUAUUCUCGAUGUACUGUUAACGGGUUUUCGUGAACAUCUUUCCUCAGUUUAUGGAGUAUAUUCCUUAGGUGAUCGCUUUUAAGUGCUGAACAUGGAGGACAGCUGGUCGUCGGCCUCUGAUGGUAUCCUCAACGGAUCGUUCCUCAACGGAUCGGAUGAGGAUGCGGAGAACGGAACUGAUUUGGACUCGGCCUUGACGAGACCCAUGGUGUCUUUGGUCGUCCCGGCGGUCAUGUUUGCCGCUGGUGUGUUUGGGAACGUUUUGGCCUUGGUGGUACUGGGCCGCUCUUCAAGGGAACACAAACGGACUGUGUUUUAUCGUCUCGUUGGUGGUUUGGCGGUGACCGACCUGUUUGGGACGAUGUGUACGUCGCCGGUCACUCUCGUCAUCUACUCUAACAACCUCAAGUGGGUCGGAGGCCAAAGUCUGUGUAAUUAUUCCUCAUUCAUGCUUAUUUUCGCGGGCUUUACGACACUUUUUAUCGUCUGCUUCAUGGCACUGGACCGAUAUAUUGCCUUGAAUCAUCCGUAUUUCUAUAGCGCCAAAAUAACUCAUCACAAAGUCAAAUACAUUCUUGGUGCUCUCUGGGGAGCGGCUUUUUCGCUGGCCUGUCUUCCUUUGAUUGGGCUUGGAGAGAACGUGCUUCAUUUCCCAGGCACGUGGUGUUUCUUUGAUUUUCGCGGGAAGGAACUUCGCGUUAAGAUGUUUGCAUAUUUGUACUCUUUCAUUGGCAUUGGGGUUAUCCUCGCCAUCUUUAUCCUCAAUCUCAUUGUCAUUGCAACGGUAUGGAAGAUGCGUCAAAUGACAAGUGUCCAAAACUCCUACUCCAAUAUCAAGUGCUUAGACAGUGAAAUACAAAUGGUCAUCUUUCUGGUAGGCAUUCUGGCCGUAUUCGGACUCUGUUGGGCACCACUCAUGGUGAGGAUAUUGGUCAUUCAGGUAGCUGGACAUCUUGGGACAGAGAAGGAUGACCUUUUGGUGAUCAGACUAGCCUCGUUUAACCAAAUCCUUGACCCCUGGGUUUACCUUCUGUUCCGGAAGGAGUUGUUCUUCAGGUGUUAUACCUUCAGCAAACAAUUAUGUAAUGAUACCUCGCAAAAACUAAAACAAACUUCACUACGAAGCAGCAGCAGAAAGCAGUUUUCACCGGAAGUGACGAUCCGAAAGGUAACUCUGGUCGAGUGUCUGGAUUCCAACUCCCCUAGUCGGGCUUCUAAAUGUUCAGAAAAUCGGAAAAGUCCAACACAUUGUAUUCUUGUCCAAAAUGGAGAAAACUCAAAGCUCUGUUCCCAAGAGAGAGAAAAAUCAAAUCUGUGUUUGUUAGAUGGAGAAAAAACUCGAUUGUGUUCGUUUGAAAAUGAAAACGAACCGGAAGCUGAAGGUAACUGUAUCAUGGAGGAUACUCUACGCUCAAAUAGACUCGAGGAAAGGCUAAAUGCUGAUAGCGAAAGAAUUCAGACGGAGAAAUAUAUUAUAUGACGCUUUGAAAGUUCUGUCUAAGUGUGUGGCCGUCCUGCUUAUGUCUGCUUGUGGUAAUUAAUAUAUUACGCAAAGUUAAGUUAAUUUUCAUAUGUAGCUUUAAAGGUAAUGUACUAUUGUUGAGUUAGUAUAUUUAUUGAUAUGUUCCUAGGGAAAAUUCCUCGUUGAAAUCCUCAUAAACUGCUAUUCAGUCGCUGAAAACCUAAACAGUAUCUACCUCUGUAAAAGUAUGAUUAUUCGUGGCUACGUUUACGUCAGUACCAGUAAGUUAUGAUUGGAUUGAGACAGCUUCGACAAAUACUGUCUAAACCGAACAACACCGGGCUCGAUUUAUAAGGUCGGAAUUGACAGGUUUUCGUAUUUAACAUGCUUAUUUCUCAUUCAAAUCAUACAAUGGGGCCUUUUGUUGAUGGUCUGAUAAGACAGCUUUCUACAGGGCUAGAUUUAGGGAGGCCGAUAUAUUGAUAUUUCAUACUCAUAAGUGCAAUUAUGAUACAUGUAUUAUUUGCUAAACUCGGCUGGACUUCAUAUUACUUUCCUCUGGCAGCUGUUUAUUGGUUUUGCGCUGUUGGCGUCUAAUACACAAAGUCGGACAAUGUUUAUACUUCAGGAUAAAGAAAACAUCAUUAAAACUAAAACGUUGUAAAGAAGAGCAGGGUGACACCGAUGGUGCCAAAAAUUGUCUAGAUCACAGCAGGCUGACCAAAGCCGUUUAACAGUCGACAUGUGGUUUAUCGUACGCCUAGGCUAAAGACUGAAGGUACCGUAAGUAUUGGAUACCAGCGGGCUCGUCACUGGUAUCAACAGGUAGGACAUAGUAUUGGAUACCAGCGGGCUCAUCACUGGUAUCAACAGGUAGGACAUAGUAUUGGAUACCAUCGGGCUCGUCACUGGUAUAAACAGGUAGGACAUAGUAUUGGAUACCAGUGGGCUCGUCACUGGUAUCAACAGGUAGGACAUAGUAUUGGAUACCAGCGGGCUCGUCACUGGUAUAAACAGGAAGGACAUAGUAUUGGAUACCAGUGGGCUCGUCACUGGUAUAAACAGGUAGGACAUAGUAUAACUACGUUGUUGAUGGAUUUUUUUUUGAAAUUUUAUGAAUAUCGAUUUUACUGUUUCUGUGUAUACUUUUUGUAGGUAUGUGGAUAUGGUAAAUCUAUCCUGGGAUUUAGAAUUUGGUUGACAACCAAGACCUAUUCUACACCACAGAGUAGAGUUUCCACAUCCAAGACAACCACUAACGUUUUACUAACGUACAAAUUCAAGACAGGAACAUGUUUGAAAAGAGCAGAAAAAAUAUGUUUUAACUUUUAACGUAAUCUUAAAAAUUGUCAGCGUAUCAAAAGUGUUUAUACUUGAGGCGAUGUCAGAUGUUGACCCUGUUUUGGUGGAACUAAUCAAGAUUUUCCUGGUUAGGAUUAAGAAAUAAAGUAAUUUUCAGAGAGUACACUUGUAGAUAAAUGUAGAGUUACGACAGAUAUUAAUAAAGAGGGUUUUCUUGUAAAUAAUGUUGUAUUUCAGAAAAAUUUGGGACUGUUUCUUCACGCGAAGCUUUAAAAUGCUUGAUUUUUUUUGUAAUUGAAAUUGGUCUAGAAACCUUAGAGAAAUGUUAAUCUCGCAUUUUGGAAAUGCUUAUAUUUAUAUCAUCAUUAAGGUCAACGUUAGAACGUAUACAUUGUAUUGAAUGGCAUUUUUCUGUUUCCGUGUUAAUGACGUUAUGAACGCUGAUCGGUUACAUAUACACUUACCUGUUAAUAUUUAACAAUAAUUUUACAUUUGAAUAUUGUCUUUUACUGUUGUAUAUGACGAUAUGUUUUGGGUACUGUUACAUUGGGUAUAACUGUAGCUAUGGUAACUGUUUCUGAACUUUCAAUUGAUUGGUCAUAUAAGUGAAUGAUAUAACUGAUCUGUUCAGUAAUAAAUUUGAAAGUCAUGAAAUGUCUUAUUAAUCUUAAAUCAUUCCAAAAUGUGCAAUUUAUCGUUAAUUUAAGUGUAUCAUAUUUAUGUACGACGUGUUAGGUUUACACGUGUAAUGUACGUGCAUCAUAUAUCAUGUGUUACACUGGAACAAGUGUACUUUACGUGUACCGUAUAUCACGUGUUACGAUAAACCACGUGUAAUGUACGUGCAUCAUAUGUCAUAUGUUACAUGAUAUUCCAACAUGAGCUGGAACGCGUGUAAUGUACGUGCAUCAUAUGUCAUAUGUAACAUGAUAUUCCAACAUGAGCUGGAACACGUGUAAUGUACGUGCAUCAUAUGUCAUAUGUUACAUGAUAUUCCAAAAUGAGCUGGAACACGUGUAAUGUACGUGUAGCAUACAUCAUGCUAUUAUAUACUGCGAUUCUUGUCCUGUGUGGUUGGUCUGGUACAAAUGAACGGGACUUAAUUGUCUCCCCAGUUGGCGCUCAAUGACGUUCAUGGGCGAUUUCUGUCUCGGACAUGAAGAAAGUGAACAAUGCUAGUCUAUUAAAAAGA